AUGCCAUCUCGCAAACCAAAGCCGCAGAAGAGCUGGUCGAUGCACCCAUCCCUGCACGAUGAUGUCGCCCGCCUGCUCGCAACAGAGAACCUCUCAUUCUCCUUCCACACGGUGGACGACGACAGAGACUGUACAGAGGACUACGACACAAACAUCAUGGGCCGGUUCAUCUGUCGCAACCGCGCCUGCAGCUCGAAAGGUUGGGGGAGCAAAAAGAUCGCCAUCACGAUCCGGAUGUACCCCGGAGAAAAAUACAACGCAAGAGUAUACCACCAGCGGUGCAAGGACUGCAACUGGCUCAGUCGACCGAUUCUGGAUGCAUCGUAUGCCGACAGAGUGGCGUAUCGCAUCAAGAAAUGGCAAGGGAUCCAGAUGGAGACGCCCUACUUCUCGGGUGAAAGCAAAGGCCCCCACAAUCGGGAUCUGUGCGAGGGGUGCAGACAUGGGCAUUGCGAGAUGAGAGACAUGGCGUGGUUUUCAAGGAUGAGGAUAUGA
Aspergillus clavatus NRRL 1 is the source of this 495-nucleotide messenger RNA. Its product is annotated as 3CxxC-type zinc finger protein. NCBI's taxonomy places the organism in Eukaryota, Fungi, Ascomycota, Eurotiomycetes, Eurotiales, Aspergillaceae. The transcript has a single exon. The coding region runs from base 1 to 495 and encodes 164 amino acids. The record is from RefSeq and is a predicted model, not a curated record.